UGAUUUCAGCCGACUGAAUAACUAGAAGUAUUUCUCAAAUUGCGGUUUCAUUGUCGCAGGGCAGAGCCAGGCGAGUUUUCUUUCAGGCGAUCUGUUUGUUCUACAGCGUGCAGAAUGAGGGAGAUUGUUCAUUUGCAAGCAGGACAGUGCGGCAACCAAAUUGGUGCCAAGUUCUGGGAAGUCAUAAGUGACGAGCAUGGGAUUGACCCUACAGGCAGUUACCAUGGUGACAGUGAUCUUCAGCUGGACAGAAUUAAUGUAUACUACAAUGAAGCUACAGGUGGAAAGUAUGUCCCCCGUGCUGUGCUGGUAGAUCUGGAGCCGGGUACCAUGGACUCUGUGAGGUCUGGACCUUUCGGGCAAAUUUUCAGGCCUGACAACUUUGUUUUUGGCCAGAGUGGUGCUGGUAAUAACUGGGCCAAGGGCCACUACACAGAAGGUGCUGAGCUGGUGGACUCAGUCUUGGAUGUGGUGCGUAAGGAGGCUGAGAGCUGCGACUGCCUGCAGGGUUUCCAGCUCACUCACUCACUGGGUGGUGGUACUGGCUCAGGCAUGGGCACCCUGCUCAUCAGCAAAAUCCGUGAGGAGUAUCCUGACCGCAUUAUGAACACCUUCAGCGUUGUCCCCUCACCCAAAGUCUCCGAUACAGUGGUGGAGCCUUACAAUGCCACACUGUCUGUCCACCAGCUAGUAGAGAACACGGACGAGACGUACUGCAUUGACAACGAAGCCCUGUAUGACAUCUGCUUCCGUACCCUCAAGCUCACAACACCAACCUAUGGUGACCUUAACCACUUAGUCUCUGCCACCAUGAGUGGAGUCACAACAUGUCUGAGGUUCCCUGGGCAGCUCAAUGCUGACCUGCGCAAACUGGCUGUCAACAUGGUGCCCUUCCCCCGUCUGCACUUCUUCAUGCCUGGUUUUGCCCCACUGACCAGCAGGGGUAGCCAGCAAUACCGUGCUCUCACUGUACCUGAAUUAACCCAGCAGAUGUUUGAUGCCAAGAACAUGAUGGCUGCUUGCGACCCACGCCACGGCCGCUACCUCACGGUGGCUGCCGUUUUCCGCGGCCGCAUGUCCAUGAAGGAGGUGGAUGAGCAGAUGCUCAAUGUGCAGAACAAGAACAGCAGCUACUUUGUUGAAUGGAUCCCCAACAACGUGAAGACAGCUGUGUGUGACAUCCCACCCCGUGGCCUGAAGAUGGCUGCCACCUUCAUUGGGAACAGCACUGCCAUCCAGGAGCUGUUCAAGCGCAUCUCCGAGCAGUUCACAGCCAUGUUCAGACGCAAGGCUUUCCUGCACUGGUACACAGGUGAGGGUAUGGAUGAGAUGGAGUUCACAGAGGCUGAGAGCAACAUGAAUGACCUGGUGUCAGAGUACCAGCAGUACCAGGAUGCGACUGCUGAAGAUGAAGGAGAGUUUGAGGAGGAGGGAGAAGAGGAGCUGGCUUAAAUAUAUAUUUUGUCAGUCAUUUUUUCCAUGUUUUUCUGUUCACAACUUUCCUUUUUUUUCCUUUUGACUUGUUUGUCAAGUUGUUUCUCAGAUUCUGUGUUUCUCACUUAUGUUCCUUCCAAGUUCUUUGUCUGGUUAAUACCAAAUAAACAUGCAAUUAAUAA
This is a messenger RNA of Pangasianodon hypophthalmus (striped catfish), 1616 nucleotides long. It is a transcript of the gene tubb4bb, whose product is annotated as tubulin, beta 4B class IVb. Gene Ontology annotation, cellular component: cytoplasm; microtubule. Lineage: Eukaryota; Metazoa; Chordata; Actinopteri; Siluriformes; Pangasiidae. The record is from RefSeq and is a predicted model, not a curated record. The coding region runs from base 115 to 1452 and encodes 445 amino acids. Gene Ontology annotation, molecular function: GTP binding; GTPase activity; structural constituent of cytoskeleton. The transcript is spliced from 4 exons. Gene Ontology annotation, biological process: mitotic cell cycle; microtubule cytoskeleton organization.